AUGCUGGGUCUGGAUAACGUCGCAUUCAGUUUCAUCGAAAAUACAAGAAGAGAUCUACCACCAACCAACAGAAUGGUGAACAAUGAGAACAAAGAUAACUACUGUGCGUUAAUUAAUGCCUUUGGACUGGACACCACGGCACAUGGCGUACUCCGUAUUGCCGGUGCCAAGUCCUUCUUCGGUAAGAUAUUCUGGUCAGUGAUAUUUCUAGUGGCGGUAGGUGCGUUUAUUAGACAGUUAUAUUUGCUCCUCGACCAGUACUUCGAAUAUCCGAUUAACGUUAAGAAGGAAGUGAUCUCUGAAACCAUGUUGGAGUUUCCAUCAGUGACGAUAUGUAAUACAAACAAAGUAAGGAAGUCUGCAUUGUUGACGAGUGAUCACGCACAGCAUGUAGAAGCUAUGGAAGGAACAGAGAUUCUGCCGUAUUAUGUUCCAUGCUUAGAACAAGAUUUCAUAUGUAGUAAUGGUGUCACGUGCUUGAAAUCAUAUUUGGUAUGUGAUGGAGCCAAGCAAUGCCCGGAUGGUAGUGACGAAGACGGCUGUAAUUAUGCGUUAUCCCAUGGAAUAAUUUGUGAUGGAGAUCAUCACAUCUCUUCAUCCUGGGUUUGUGAUCACGUGGUGGACUGUCAUGAUUUUCUGGAUGAGCAUCGGUGUUACCUGAAAGCGCCAUGUUUUGAAGAAGAAUUCACUUGUGACAACAGUGAUUGUAUCGCGGAAGACAAAUGGUGCAAUAGAAUGAAUGACUGCGGUGAUUGGAGCGAUGAACGCAAUUGUACUUACGAAAACGCCUGCCCAGACGCAAUGGUGAUGUGUUAUGACGCUACCUGUGUUACUAAUAUCAAACAUUGUGGUGUCUACGCGGGAUGCGGUGAUAAAUCGAAUGAAAAUAGUUGUACAACUGCAGUUCCUGCCCCGAGACAUUUGUUCGAUGCGAUGAUAGAUCCUGCCGAGAUAGAUGGAUCGGAUGUCCGGAUAAUAUCACGG
Molecule: messenger RNA, 984 nt
Organism: Saccoglossus kowalevskii
Lineage: Eukaryota; Metazoa; Hemichordata; Enteropneusta; Harrimaniidae
Product: low-density lipoprotein receptor-related protein 2-like
Source: RefSeq, a predicted model, not a curated record